Molecule: messenger RNA, 4238 nt
Organism: Strongylocentrotus purpuratus (purple sea urchin)
Lineage: Eukaryota; Metazoa; Echinodermata; Echinoidea; Camarodonta; Strongylocentrotidae
Product: CUB and sushi domain-containing protein 3-like
Exons: 23
Coding region: 255-4238 (1327 amino acids)
Source: RefSeq, a predicted model, not a curated record
GAUUUAGCGACCCGGAUAUAAACAACCGUCUAUAAUUUCACUUGUCCGAUGAUUUUAAUGUAAACACAACUAAAGGUUACAAGCGUGGUAUAGGAAGGUCAUCCUAAUUUCUUUCUCUCGACGUAUUUCAGAUUUUGCACUGAAGAAGCUAGUUGAUAGUUCUAUGCGCGUCGAUGUAAGUCGAGUUUCCCAAGAAGCUCCAUUAUAUUCUAUCAGCCUUCGCCUUUUGACUCAUCAACGCACAGAGCCUCAACAUGAAGAUUCUGCUAAUAAGAGGUUUGUGUAUUCUGGCGAUGGCAUCGCUUCUUCUCCAAGGAACAGAUGCCUUUUGGAGGAGAAGGCGAAGAAGAAGGAGCUCACCACCUCCGAAACCUAUAGAUACAACUCCGCCGGUGUUUGACGUGAAGUGCAACAUAUCCCUUGGAAUCAUUCAUACGGCUACCAUUCCCUUUGAGGUCACGUGGUCCGAGCCUACCGCUACAGAUGUUGAUAAACCCGCCUCGGUCAAACGGCAUGGGAAUCCACCUGGUGCUUUGUUUUCAGAAGGUGACCAUACGAUUACAUACCAGGCCCGGGAUAAUGUGCCAAACUACAGCCAGUGUUACGUCAUGUUCCAAAUUAUUUUGAUCAAAUGUAGCUCCAUCAGCCAUUUGGACCGCGGGUAUGUUUCGUGUACAAAAGGAAACCUUGUUGGAUCCUCCUGUCACUAUUCGUGUUUUCAGGGAUACACGCUCAGCGGUGGAACAGCCGAUAGAGUGUGUACUGAAAACAGACAAUCCCCAACCCUGCUCACAGCUGACUGGAGCGGGUCGCAGCCGAGAUGUGUCGAACUGACAUGCUUCCCUGACCUCGUAUCCUCUCCUCCUGAGAAAGGGGCCGUCUCCUGUACCCAAAGUAAUCUUUUCCAGAGUGUCUGUUCCUACUCCUGUGAUAAGGGUUAUGAUAUACCCCCUGGUCAGUCUAGGAGCAGGGUCUGCACCUCAUCAGGAUGGACUGGGUCCAAACCAGAGUGCCAAGAUACGGCAGGGCCUAGCUUUGAAGACUGCCCUCUAUCUCAGAUCCUUUACGCAGCGGAUAGACAGGAGAGCGGGAUAGGAUCAUGGACUCCACCAACACCCAUCGACAACUCUGGUGCCACCAUCACGGAUGUCACUCAUGAUGGUCCUGCCCCUGGGGCACAGCUUCCUCAGGGGCAUUAUGUAAUCACCUACGUAGCGCGAGAUGGACAAGGGAACGAGGGCACCUGUGUGUUUACAGUCACUGUCCAAGUCAUACGUUGCUCCACCAUGCCAAUCACCCCUGGACUCAUUGUCAAUUGCGAGCAUGGCAACCUUAGAGGUUCGACCUGUGAAUUCACCUGUAGUCACGGUUACAGUCUCCAGGGACCUAGAUCAUCAACAUGUCAAAAAGAUGGUUUCGCAGGAGUAUGGACGUCCCAACCACCAGCUUGUGAAGAACUUCAAUGCUCUGCACUAGAGCCCCCAGAGAACGGUGUGUUCCUGAACGGUCGACAUUGCCAGACAUCAUAUGGCUCGUCAUGCUACUUCGAUUGCCUGCCUGGUUUUAGUAUUACUAACAAUGUGCUCCGGUGUUCCGCACAGACAGGAAGUGAUGAGGCAUUCUGGGAAGGGAACUCUCCAAGGUGUGAAGUGGAAACUUGUGAGAGACCAGACCUUGACGGACCGCUGGAAGUGCCUGAUGAUUUCUCAGUAUGUGGGACAGAGGUUCAAAUCCCUGCUGGAAUUGAAUGUGAAUUUGAGUGUAGCCAGGGGUACUUCAUACAAGGAGCAUCUCUGGCAACCUGCGGCCUUACCGGGUCAUGGGAACACCCUCUCCCAACCUGCAAAGUUGUUACCUGCCUAGCCAGUAAUCUGCCAGCUCCACUCCAUGGGGGUAAAAGUGGUUGCCCCCAUGACAGAGAGCUCUUCGGCAGCGUAUGCUCCCUCUUCUGUGACGUUGGGCAUGAGGCGAGUGAGGCCACGCCUGUGAGAAGGGUGUGUCAGGAUGACGGGCAGGGAGGUGGAGUUUGGAGUGGAGGCCCUAUAUCCUGCUCAGUUGUCCAGUGCCUGCCUUUGGACAUCCCAUCUCAUGGCUACGUGGAUGGCUGCCAGCUAGCUGACCAAGCUAGGGACCCCACCAUGAGACAAGCCUAUGGGACUACUUGUAUCACCCUCUGUAGUCAGGGCUACACUCCCAUCGGUACUACUACAAGGCGCUGCCUGGCUGACGGCCGAUGGGAUGGUCUGGCACAGACUUGUGUUGAUUUGACAGCUCCGAAUGUACUUUGUCCUCCUGAUACUGUGCUCUAUGCAGACCCUGGCCGAUCAGUGGGUACAGUCAACUGGGAUCAGCUUGAACCAAUACAGGCAUCAGACGCAGGCUUGAUGAUAGCUGCUCAGUUGGAGAGCAUCGAUUCGAACCCUAUUGGAUCCAAACCAACCACCCUCACAGAAGGAGAUCACUCUCUGGUCUAUAGAGCAACAGAUGCUGCAGGCAACACUGAUACAUGCUCUUUUGACCUCCAGGUCAAAGUGGUAAGAUGCCCGCCUAUUUAUGCUCCAUCGAAAGGUCAUGUUACUCUACUCCUGGGUCAGGGGUCAUGUGAGGGUGGAGCUGUGUUGGGGUCAACAUGCCAAGUGACCUGUAACCUUGGUUAUGACCUCCCAGACAAAAUGGAGCAUGUGGAGCUGAUAUGUGGGCAGAGUGGAGGAGGAAGUAAUACUAUUGGAGCAUGGAAUGAGAAUGUGCCGAUUUGUCAAGUGGCAAGAUGUGAAAUCCAACCCUCUGCCAACAGCUCUGUACGAGGCUGCCCUUUUGAAGAUGCAUCAUACGGAGAUCAGUGUGAGUUUGCUUGCGAUGAUGGAUACUUGACAGAACAGGGGCAUAAGAGAGCGACUCGUACCUGCACUGCAGAUGGAAUAUUCUCAGGAGAGGAUCUUGUUUGUAAUGCUUCUGUGAGCUGUCUGUCCGGUUUCAGACUGGACCAUGGUACUGUAUCACCAGCAGAGUGUACCAAUUCGGACUCCAGGAUUCCUUAUGACACCCCCUGCAAUUUUCUAUGCAACAAUGGUUUCCUGCAGCAUGGUUCUUUUGCCAAAACCUGUACAGCAGAUGGCACCUGGAGUGACAACAGGAUUGUCUACUGUGAAGAUCAUCAGGAGCCCACGUUUGAUGAACCCUGCCCGAGGUAUAUCAAUGUCAACGCUGACAGAGGAGCACUCAAUACCACCGUGGAUUUUGUGAUUCCUAGCGCUUCAGAUAACUCAGGGAAUGUCACGGUAAAAAGAAUCGCUGGUCUGCCUGAACCCAAUGCAACCUUUUUGGAAGGCACUACAACGACUUCCUACAUUGCUUCUGACCCUAGUGGCAAUGCAGGCCGCUGUCAGAUAGAUAUUCAUGUUAAUGUUUUCCGGUGUCGAAGACCUCAAGCACCAUCCAGGGGCUCCCUUGUCAACUGCACAGACCCUAUAUAUGGCUCAGAGUGUUCUUACACAUGUAACCAGGGCUAUGAGCUUGUUGGUCCAUCCAUACGCACCUGUGAAUUGACUCAAGGCCAAGCUCCUGCAUCAUGGGAUGGAGAACAACCCUCAUGCAGACCCCGUACCUGCCCAUCCCUUGCGACCCCACCUUUAGCAGUCAGGUCAGGGUGCCACCAGGAGCCACCUGCAGAAGAGACCUUCGGAACCCUCUGUACCUUCUACUGUCCCUAUGGCUUCAGAGGGGUUGGUGAUCAUCAGAAGCGUUGCCAAGCUGACGGGACCUGGAGUGGCUCUGACUUCACUUGUCAAGCCGUUGCCUGUGCUCCACUGGGAGUGGUGAAUGGAGCCACCAUCACACCUGCUGACUGCCAGACAGACCCCACGUUUGGAGAGACAUGUCUGCUUCGAUGUAACACACCUGGGUUCCAGAUCCAGCCAAGGAUUCUGAGCGAUACGGUUUGCCUAGGAACUGGGUUCUGGUCCAGGAACAUCACCCAAGCAUCAUGUGUUGAUAUUGAAGAGCCUGUGUUCACAGCCUGCCCGAAUGACUUCAUUGUCUAUACCCCUGAAGGAGAACUGCUUGCGGAUAUCACCUGGGAUGUACAGGCCACUGAUAACGAUCCCACCGCUGCCACCAGUAUUGUGUGUGACCUGGAGCAAGGAUUGAUGCCUGAAGGGGACUAUGCUGUAGAAUGUACUGCAUCGGAUCCCAAAGGCAAUACACAGACCUGCUUCUUUGAGAUCAAUGUGAGAGGUUAG